ACAAGCACAAAACUUGUCCCAAAUGAGAAGAACGCACCUGUUUCUUGCAGGGGUCUGCUUGCUGUCCUCCUGCAGGGCAGAGGAGGGCCUGAAUUUCCCCACCUACGAUGGGAAGGACCGUGUGGUCAGUCUCACAGAGAAGAACUUCAAGCAGAUUUUGAAGAAAUAUGACUUGCUCUGCCUCUACUACCAUGAGCCUGUAUCUUCAGAUAAGAUAGCACAAAAACAGUUCCAGCUGAAAGAGAUUGUCCUUGAGCUUGUGGCACAGGUCCUUGAGCAUAAAGAUAUAGGUUUUGUGAUGGUGGAUGCCAAGAAAGAAGCCAAGCUUGCCAAAAAACUGGGUUUUGACGAAGAAGGAAGCCUCUAUAUUCUUAAAGGUGAUCGCAAAAUUGAAUUUGAUGGUGAAUUUGCUGCUGAUGUCUUGGUGGAAUUUCUUUUGGAUCUUAUUGAAGACCCAGUGGAGAUCAUCAAUAAUAAAUUGGAAGUCCAAGCCUUUGAACGCAUUGAAGACCACAUCAAACUCAUUGGCUUCUUCAAGAGUGAAGAUUCAGAAUAUUUCAAGGCUUUUGAAGAGGCAGCUGAACAUUUCCAGCCUUACAUCAAAUUUUUUGCCACCUUCAACAAAGGGGUCGCAAAGAAACUGUCUUUGAAGAUGAAUGAGGUUGAUUUCUACGAGCCAUUCAUGGAUGAGCCCAUCAUCAUCCCCAACAAGCCUUACACAGAGGAGGAGCUGGUGGAGUUUGUGAAGGAGCAUCAAAGACCUACUCUUCGUCGUCUACGCCCAGAAGAUAUGUUUGAAACAUGGGAAGAUGAUUUGAAAGGGAUCCACAUUGUGGCUUUUGCAGAGAAGAGUGAUCCAGAUGGCUAUGAGUUCCUGGAGAUACUGAAACAGGUCGCCCGGGACAAUACUGACAACCCUGAUCUAAGCAUUGUGUGGAUUGACCCAGAUGACUUUCCUCUGCUCAUUGCCUACUGGGAAAAGACUUUCAAGAUUGACCUGUUCAGGCCACAGAUUGGAGUGGUGAAUGUAACAGAUGCUGACAGCAUCUGGAUGGAGAUUCCAGAUGACGACGACCUACCCACAGCUGAAGAGCUGGAAGACUGGAUAGAGGAUGUGCUUUCUGGAAAGAUAAACACUGAGGAUGAUGAUAACGAAGACGAUGAUGAUGAAGAUGAUGAGGAUAACAAUGACGAUGAAGAUGAUGAUAAUUCUGAUGAAGAGGAUGAUGAUGGCAGUGAUGAUGAUGAAUAG
Molecule: messenger RNA, 1252 nt
Organism: Elephantulus edwardii (Cape elephant shrew)
Lineage: Eukaryota; Metazoa; Chordata; Mammalia; Macroscelidea; Macroscelididae
Gene: CASQ2
Product: calsequestrin 2 (cardiac muscle)
Exons: 11
Coding region: 23-1252 (409 amino acids)
Biological process (GO): regulation of cardiac muscle contraction by regulation of the release of sequestered calcium ion
Cellular component (GO): sarcoplasmic reticulum lumen
Molecular function (GO): calcium ion binding
Source: RefSeq, a predicted model, not a curated record